Messenger RNA from Haliotis rufescens (red abalone), 639 nucleotides. Its product is annotated as 10 kDa heat shock protein, mitochondrial-like. Gene Ontology annotation, cellular component: mitochondrial matrix. The record is from RefSeq and is a predicted model, not a curated record. Lineage: Eukaryota; Metazoa; Mollusca; Gastropoda; Lepetellida; Haliotidae. The coding region runs from base 101 to 409 and encodes 102 amino acids. The transcript has 4 exons. Gene Ontology annotation, molecular function: protein folding chaperone; ATP binding; metal ion binding.
AUUACCGCUCCCUUCCGAAAGGUCACGGAACAUGAGCAGACAACCACGUGGUCUGCAUCCAGAAAAUUCUACCAUCUGAUGCAAGCUAUCUAGUAUCGAAAUGGCACAGGCAUUCAAGCGUUUCUUGCCGAUGUUCGACCGUGUACUGGUGGAGAGGUUUCUCCCGGAGGUGAAGACGAAGAGCGGGCUGAUGUUGCCGGAGAAGUCCCAGGGCAAGGUAGUGGAGGCCACUGUCGUCGCCAUCGGGCCAGGAUCCAGAUCUGAUGAAGGGAAGACCAUCCCAAUGAGUGUUGGCGUGGGAGACAAGGUGUUGUUGCCAGAGUACGGAGGAACCAAGGUGGUCCUGGAGGACAAGGACUAUUAUCUGUUCCGAGAUGGUGAUCUGCUGGGGAAGUUCAACUCUUCGUAACGUCAGUGCUUCAGGACUAUUUUGUACUGUGCAGAUAUACAGAGUAGCUGUCAUUGUGUUGUGUGAGUGUCGAGAACAUGAAUACAUGUUGUAGUGGAACUAUUUGCUGGCCAAGUUCGGUACCAAACAGAGGGAAGAGGUACUGUGGAGAAUGGAAGGAAAUUGCAUUUAUCAUAUAUUCAAGGGUCAUGUCAUUAUCAGAUGAAAAUUAAAAAUUUAUGGAUAUUGUU